Acanthochromis polyacanthus (spiny chromis) is the source of this 3367-nucleotide messenger RNA. Its product is annotated as bile salt-activated lipase-like. NCBI's taxonomy places the organism in Eukaryota, Metazoa, Chordata, Actinopteri, Pomacentridae. Gene Ontology annotation, cellular component: postsynaptic specialization membrane; synapse; cell surface. The transcript has 11 exons. The record is from RefSeq and is a predicted model, not a curated record. Bases 1397 to 3055 code for a protein of 552 amino acids. Gene Ontology annotation, molecular function: neurexin family protein binding; triacylglycerol lipase activity; signaling receptor activity. Gene Ontology annotation, biological process: postsynaptic membrane assembly; neuron cell-cell adhesion; synaptic vesicle endocytosis.
GUGAAAUAUAAAAUUCCAGAGUUUUCUUCAAAAAUAUGAGCUAAUAUGGGGAGAAAAGUGAGCUAGCUUAAAAAUCACAAAGUUAAGAUAGAGUAGAAACAACAACAGGCUAAUGUUCCAGAACUUUCCACCACAUGAACCAAACCCACCUUGUUUUUUGAAAAACUGGGUAACAUAUUGUCGGCCCUUGGCCUCUCUCUCCCUCCUUAUCUUUUUUUCUUGGUAGUGUCUACAGAUACGGACCGUACCCAUAGCCUGCGGGCUACGAAUGCGGUACUUUCCAUUUGCCAGACAGAUACGGACCCGUACGCGAGUCUCGCGAGUCAAGAAGCUGCUAACCACUGCAAACUGUUGAAAGGUAAGCAAAGGUUAAGGUUAGGGUUAGUGUUAGGGUCAGGUUUAGGGUCCAUACCUGUAGUACCGAUGCAACGGGUCCAUACCUCCUGCGUCUACCGGGAGUCACGUGACCAGAUCUCGCAUAUCUGAUUAGCAAAUGGAAAGUACGGAUCCGUACCUCUAGCAACUACCUUUUUUCUUUUCGUUUCUGACUACCUGACUUCUGAGGCAUACUGUCCUCACCCUACUCAGUCUGACUGAAGCACUGCGGCAUGCAGCAGUUCAGUUGAUUCAGUAGGACUGAACCAUUUUACGUAAAAAUAUUUAUUUGUGAUUAUAAAUUACCAAGAUAGUGCCAUAUUCAUUUUGUCAGUAUUAUAAUUUUAUCAGGGGCCUUUCUGGGCCCCUGUUAAUGAUGGGCCCCUAGAAUCCUUCCCCUUUUCCCCUCCUUUUCGGCGCCCCUGUACAUAACAUAUUUCUUAAUUAGGUACACUUUUAUCAUAGCAAAAGGACUGAAAGCUUCAGAAAAUUACAGCUAAAUAGAAGACUAAAAAUUUUUGACACAUGGUAAUCUCCCCUUGAUUCAGUAAAAGUGGUACUAAUUGUUGGCCAUGACCAAGGCCACCAAAGAUUAAUUUUGUCACGGGAGUGAAACUUGGAGCACAGUUGGACAGCUGUGUAAACUCAGUAAAGAUUGGCUUCCUGACAAAGGCUCAAGUUGGGGGAAAAAAAUCAGUUUGGAAACCUUGCUUUAUACUGACUCCUUUUUAAGGAUGACUAAUACAAGUCCAUGUGGUGUGAUUUCUGACUUUUUUAUUUUUUUUUCUUCAGAAAUUAGCCUUUAUCUUUCUUUGCCCACUGGAUGUGUCAUUUCUGUUCAGCCAGUGGUUGAAGUCAUCCAAGGGUAAGUAUAGAGGAAAGAGUCAUGGACACAAAAUGGUUAAAUAUUACAUAAGAUGCAACGACGAGAAAACAGACCCACUCACUGCACAUUGGUUCAAGGGAGGGUCUCCUUUAUAAAAGUAGUGCUGACGAUCCACCUGGUUCUCUUCCUUUAGUCAUGACGGCGAUGCUGGGGAUUUUGGUUGUUGCUGUGUUUCUGGAGACGGUGUCUGCGACCUCUCUUGGCGUGGUUUACACAGAGGGAGGAAUGGUGGAGGGUGAAAACAUUCAUAUCGGCUCUGGCCAUUACAUGGACGUCUUUAAGGGGGUUCCCUUUGCUGACAUUCCUGGAAGGUUUGAAAAACCGAAGCGUCACCCUGGCUGGGAUGGUAUUUUGAAGGCCACGGAGUACGGGAAGGAAUGCCUUCAGGUGAACAGUUUUGUCAAUGGCACCAGUGGCAGUGAGGACUGUCUCUAUCUUAACAUCUGGGUUCCUCAUGGCAGCAUAGUGUCUAGUGAUCUGCCCGUCAUGGUCUGGAUUUAUGGAGGAGGCUUUAUGAUUGGAAACUCAAUGGGUUUUUACUUGGAUACCAAUCUUUACAGCGGCCAGCAGAUAGCAGAAAGAGGAAAUGUUGUUGUGGUGACGCUGGCGUACCGUGUGGGAACUCUGGGCUUCCUGAGCACUGGAGAUUCCAGUCUGCUUGGAAAUUAUGGUCUGUGGGACCAGCAGGCUGCCAUCGCCUGGGUGCACAGAAACAUUCGCUCAUUUGGAGGAGACCCUGACAACAUCACCAUCUUUGGAGAGUCUGCAGGUGGAGCUAGUGUCAGCUUCCAGACUCUAACUCCCCACAACAAAGGACUGAUCAAGAGAGCCAUCUCCGAGAGUGGGGUCGCACUUUGCAAUUGGGCUGUCAACAGAAACCCCCGCAGCGUCGCUGAGGAGAUUGCUUUGAGGGUCAACUGCCCGACGGAUCACAAUAUGGCUUCCUGUUUGAAGAUGACGGAUCCUGAGCAACUUACAAUGGCAGGCGUCUUCGAUCAGACCAGUUCCCCUGAUGACCCCAUGAUAUACAAAAUGUACCUGGUUCCUGUGAUUGACGGUGACUUCCUGCCGGAUGAGCCUUCCAACUUGUUCCACAAUGCGGCAGACAUUGACUACAUGGCUGGAGUCAAUGACAUGGAUGGAUUUACCUUCACUACUGAUGAUGUUCCAUCAAUUAACUCUGACCAGGUGGACACCCCGAUAGGGGAUGUGAAGAGACUCUUGGUUUCCUACACGAAGGACAAGGGUGCAGCUGGUUCAGAAAAUGCCUACUUCACAUACACCUCAACUUGGGAAACUAAUCCCAGCCAGAAGACCAUCAAGAAAACUGUUGCAGAAAUUGGAACAGACUACAUUUUUCUGGUUCCGACACAGGCUGCACUCUACCUUCAUGCUGCCAAGGCCACAACUAAACACACCUACUCCUACCUCUUCUCUGAGCCCAACAAUUUGGCCGGCAGCUUUUAUCCCAGCUGGAUGGGAGCUGACCACUUUGAUGAGGUGCAGUAUGUGUUUGGAAGACCUUUCACCAAAAUGACAGAGUUCUUGCCUCAACAUCUUGACCUUUCUGGCUACAUGAUUGCCUACUGGACCAACUUUGCCAAAACUGGAGAUCCCAACGAAGGAGGACUGGAAGUGCCUGUUAGAUGGCCCAAAUUCACCAGCACUGGACAGCAGUAUCUGGAGCUUCAUCAUGACAUGGACCAAAGCUCUGUAAAGGAGAAAAUGAGGUUGCGUUUUGUGCAUUUCUGGACUAGCAUCCUGCCCAACCUUCCCUCAGUCUUCUCAGAAUAAAGACGCAAUGAUCACCUAUGCACCUGCAAUGUAAUAUCAUGUCAGUAUUGAUUCAUGAAAAAUAAAUGAAUGAUGGCUGUUUGUUAUUUCAUUGGUUUUAUUUUACUAAGCAUUUAAAUUUACAGUAUACCUGUACAGUACUACAACUUUACCAUAUGGCACGUGUCAUUACUGGUGUUUUUGACUUAAUAUUGCUGUCACAUGGUUUUAGAUCUUCUGUUAUAAUAUCAGGCCAUUUCAUCUUAAAUCAUCAGAGAUAUUCUGCUUAGCCAUCGCUGAUUUGCUUGAGACUUUACAAUAAACUAUGCUUAU